UCAACGACUAGAUGGCAAACCAAGGGUCUCCUGAGGAGAUUUCAGACCGAGUUAGCGCGAGAUGGGACAGCGACACUGCAGGCUCUCCUCAAACGAUUUGAAGGAUUUACUGUCGAGCACCUACUUUACACGAAAGGAACUGAAACAAUGGUACAAAGACUUCAUGCAGGACUGCCCCAGCGGGUCUCUGAGAAGGGAGGAAUUCCAGAAAAUCUAUAAGCAAUUUUUCCCGCAUGGAGAUCCAAGCAAAUUUGCUGCCUUUGUCUUCAAUGUCUUUGAUGCCAACAGUGAUGGUUAUAUUUCUUUCAAAGAGUUUAUUCGUGCCUUGUCCAUAACCUCUCGUGGGUCCCUGGAUGAAAAACUAGAGUGGGCUUUUGCACUGUAUGACUUGGACAAGGACGGUUAUAUUACUAAGGAGGAAAUGGUGGCCAUCGUGGAUGCGAUAUACUGCAUGGUGGGAAAUCUGCUCGACCUUCCUAAAGACGAAGAUACACCUGAGAAACGUGUCGACAAGAUUUUCUCCCAGAUGGAUAUUAAUCAUGAUGGGAAGUUGACGAAGGAUGAAUUCCGGGAAGGAUCAAAAGGCGAUCCCUGGAUCGUUCAGGCGCUUAGCAUGGACAAUCCCUCAAAAUGACCUGUCGUCGUGCUGUGAAAAAAAGAAAGAAAAAAAAGAAAACGUAAGGUCAACGCUCUCAACCUCUUACAACCAUAUGGCCUGUAUACACAGCUCAAACCAGAGGAAUUACGUCAGAAUUUGAAAUUUCAUUUGAUUUAUUACAUAUGUUUAUAUUUUACCUUAUAUUUGAUGUUUAAAUUUUGAAUACUUGGCAUGUUUUGUUUUUUUCUGAAGGCAAAUGUGUCUAAUUUGAACUUCUUUGACUGUAGACUGCGUACGAUUGUGUUGUUUUGUAUUUGGGUUUAAUCUCACUUCAUUCCUGGCUAACCGUUACCACUUGCACACCAUUGUACCAAUCACAG
Liolophura sinensis is the source of this 978-nucleotide messenger RNA. RefSeq names its product neuronal calcium sensor 1-like. The transcript is spliced from 7 exons. Lineage: Eukaryota; Metazoa; Mollusca; Polyplacophora; Chitonida; Chitonidae. The record is from RefSeq and is a predicted model, not a curated record. Gene Ontology annotation, molecular function: calcium ion binding. Bases 62 to 634 code for a protein of 190 amino acids.